AUGGCAGUCGUCGCCAGUCCGCCAGUGACAAUAGACCCCACCGCCUUCCCAACAAUCCUGGACACGAUCAUCGCCCACAGCUGCGCAAGCACCCUCUUGGCCCUCCGUGCAACCUCAAAAGCCUUCCUCGAACGGUGUAAUCCCCGCCUCGUUGGGCACAUCAUCCUGCCUCAUCGUGAACACGGUGCGGAGUGGGACGGCGACGGGCAGUGCCAGGAUGCCGAUGUCUUCCCCCGGCCCUCCCCCUUCCCCCGCUUGCCGAUGCUCCUUGGCUACGUGCGCAUAAUGGACCAACUGUCGCUGGUAGACCAUCCAGAGGACUUGGACGGACAACUCACCGGCCUCGAGACGCUACGGCGCAUGGACGGCGCUUGGAGUGCCCCGCAGUUCAACCCCUCGUUGACCGUGGUCGACUUUGUCAACUUGGUCCCCGAGGACCCCGUCUGGCGAGAUGAGAUAAACAUUAGCAUUCCCACGGGGCCUCGGCGCGCGGUCCUGCAUCUGCGCUACGACGCCCGCGACGCGUCGCAGAUGGGCCGCUUCGUGGCACUCUUCGACUCUGGCAAUGUGCGCGAUUUCGUGUUCGUGCUGUGGCCGAUCAACGUCCACCCCUCAGGCGGUGGCGAGAUGCGGUUCUUGUUCGGCACGAUCGCCCAGGUUCUCAGCGACUGGCGGGAGACGGAGGCGCGCAGUAUCACUCUCGUCGGGAUAGGGAUGUGCGCUGGUGCGCCGACGGACACCGAGUCGCUCUGGGACGCCGUGGAGCCCUUCUUGACACAGACCGAUAGGGAUGCUGGUGGGCAUCGGCGGCAUGCUGUCCGGUUCGUCGCGCAUCAGGAGUGGUGGGAUGAGCUUGGGGGAAGGCGGGAGAUCGAGAGGGUGGGGCCUGCAUGGGCGUGA
This is a messenger RNA of Vanrija pseudolonga, 900 nucleotides long. RefSeq lists its product as uncharacterized. The record is from RefSeq and is a predicted model, not a curated record. The coding region runs from base 1 to 900 and encodes 299 amino acids. The transcript has a single exon. NCBI's taxonomy places the organism in Eukaryota, Fungi, Basidiomycota, Tremellomycetes, Trichosporonales, Trichosporonaceae.